AUGUCUCAAGUGAUACCACAGUCUCUUGAUCCCACGACCCGCUACCUCUCCACCACGCAAGCCUACGAUCUUUGGUCGGCUGUGUAUGACACAGAUGGUAACUUUCUGCAGGCGUUGGAUACGAUCGAGAUGAAAACUCUCAUGCCAAGAAUGCUCGAAAUUCUAGAUGAAGACUCCUAUCCUCGACCGUGGACAAUGGUGGACUUGGGCUGUGGAACGGGCAGGAACACAGCAGCUUUGCUGGAGGUGGAACGUGCUGCGUCAGUAGUUGGGCUUGACCUCAGUCCUGGCAUGCUCGAGGUGGCAAAAGAACGACUGCAGAAAUUCCACGCAAGUGGCAAGCUGCAACUCAAGGUUUAUGACAUGGUGCAAGAGUCAAUGCCGCCAGAGUGUGCCAUCGGCGCGGAUGCCGUCGUGUCGACACUGGUCAUCGAACAUAUCCCUGCGGACGUCUUCUUCAGCACAGUCGCCAAAAUCCUCAGACCCGGGGGUAUCUUAGUAUUGACAAACAUGCACUCAGAAAUGGGCAAAAUCAGCCAGGCUGGUUUCAUCGAUCCGAAAACGGGUGAAAAGAUUCGUCCAACCAGCUACUCCCAUACAUUGGUUGAAGUCGAAGCGGCCGCUUUGAAAAGCGGGUUUGAAGUGCUUGGACAGAUCAAAGAGAAGACUGUGGAUGAGUCAAUGGUAGCAACCCUGGGACAAAGUCCCUCAAUCGGAGAAGAAGCCGCGCAAGAGGCGGUUUCUGUGUCGGACUAG
Messenger RNA from Fonsecaea monophora, 756 nucleotides. RefSeq lists its product as hypothetical. The coding region runs from base 1 to 756 and encodes 251 amino acids. Lineage: Eukaryota; Fungi; Ascomycota; Eurotiomycetes; Chaetothyriales; Herpotrichiellaceae. The transcript is spliced from 2 exons. The record is from RefSeq and is a predicted model, not a curated record.